Messenger RNA from Fonsecaea erecta, 1059 nucleotides. RefSeq lists its product as hypothetical. The record is from RefSeq and is a predicted model, not a curated record. Gene Ontology annotation, biological process: carbohydrate metabolic process. The transcript has 2 exons. Gene Ontology annotation, molecular function: hydrolase activity, hydrolyzing O-glycosyl compounds. Bases 1 to 1059 code for a protein of 352 amino acids. Lineage: Eukaryota; Fungi; Ascomycota; Eurotiomycetes; Chaetothyriales; Herpotrichiellaceae.
AUGCCUUUCAAAGACGCCCUCGCACAUUUCAAAGCACAGAUCAAGGACCUCCAGCAGGAAGGGCAGAAGAUUCUGUCUGGCGGUGGCGGCCAGCAGCAGCAGCAGCAGCACUAUCCACCGCCUCAACAACAAUAUCCUGGCGCACAGCACCAGCACCAGCAGCCACCGCCGCCGAUCCCUCAAGCCACUCGUCCCAACCAACAGCAAUAUCAACCACAAUUCCAUCCACCGCAGCAGGGCCAGGGCCAGCAGCCAUUCCCGCCACAGCAACCGACGACAUACUGGCAGGCCCGGCUCGACCCAGGGCUACCGGUCAGCGCCGAGUGGGAGCACAAGCUGGGCAAUAACAACGGAUGGGGCAACAAUGAGGUAGAGCAUUACACGGCCGAAGGGGAGAAUUCGUUCUUCACUCCGAACAACCUGCUGGUGCUGCGCGCCAUCUCGUCGCCCAACCACCCAGACGCCGCGAAGAAGUACACGUCGGCGCGGCUGGUGUCGCGACAGCGCCUCUCCCGCCCGCGGGGCAGCCUGGUGGCGACGCUGACGCUGCCGUGCGCGGCGGGUAUCUGGCCGGCGUUCUGGCUGCUGCCGUACGAGCCGUUCGCCUGGCCGACCGACGGCGAGGUGGACAUUGCCGAGACGUGGAACGGCGACGGCGUCAACCACUCGUGCCUGCACUGGGGGUUCUACACGCCGCAGGACACCAACAAGCACCGCGUCGUGGCCACCCCCGUGUCGGGCAUGGCUACCGGCCGCCCCGUGCGCUUCGAGUUCGCCUGGAUGCAGGACCCCGGAACGCGACAGGGGAGACUCCUCUGGUGGAUCGACGGCCAGGCCGUCAUGAAGGCCCCCAUCCCCCAGGGCACGCGGCCCAUGGCCGACUUCGUCGUCCUCCUCAACGUCGCCAUGGGCGGCAACGUCUGCGCCGGCCAGCUGCCCCGCGAGGGCGCCUAUGACAUGGUGGUGCACGAGAUGAAGAUGAUGGAGGAGCCCGAGGCCGGCGGGUGGGCGCGCUUCGAGAGGGACUGGAGCUGGGUCCGCAAGGGCAAUAUGAUCUGA